CAACUGCCAGCCAAGGAGCAGACAGACAGACAGCACUCACUACCCUACUCUGCUGAACUGAGAAAAUGCCGCGAUCUUUUUUGGUAAAAAGUAAAAAAACGCACACAUACAACCAGCAUCGCUAUGUAGAAGAGCAGCCAGUCACUGGCGUCGACCUAGUGGCAACAGUCUACCAUGCUCAUUGCACGGAAUGUCCAGCGGAAUCCCCGGCUUUUAGCACUGACCUUACCGAAAAACAGCAUACGCCUGAAAAUGUCAUAACAGAGGAGGCGAGAAGUGAUCCAGGAGAUCCAAGAGAGAAGAUCCCAUUCUUAAGUAGAAGCAUCUCCCCAAAUUCAUUCCAAGGAAUAGCCCUGUCUUCAAUGAGACCUUUAAAACACUAUGACCACAGCCCUCUGUCUGCCUUCUACACACAGAACUUCUCCUGGGAUGCUCUGCACUCCACUUAUGGCUUCAAGCAGAUACCAUCCCACAUACACCCCUCCAUGCUCCAGAACUCCAUCAACUUGUAUAGCUGUCCCCCAAGAGUGGACUCAGACUCAGACCAUCCUAUCAAUUAUAGCAUGAGUUACUCUCCAAAAAUGGAUACCUACCACUGUGUGAAGUGUAGCAAAGUGUUCUCCACUUCACAUGGCUUGGAGGUUCAUGUUCGAAGAUCUCACAGUGGAAUGCGACCAUUUGUGUGUAACAUCUGUGGGAAAUCCUUUGGGCACGCAGUCAGCUUGGAACAGCAUCUAAAUGUCCACUCCCAGGAGAGAAGUUUUGAGUGCAAAAUGUGUGGAAAGACUUUUAAACGUUCCUCCACAUUGUCUACCCACCUCCUCAUCCACUCAGACACACGGCCAUACCCCUGCCAGUUUUGCGGGAAGAGAUUCCACCAGAAGUCUGACAUGAAGAAGCAUACUUAUAUCCAUACAGGUGAGAAACCUCACAAAUGCCAAGUUUGUGGAAAGGCUUUCAGCCAGAGCUCCAACCUUAUCACCCACAGCCGCAAGCACACCGGCUUCAAGCCUUUCAGCUGUGACUUGUGCUGUAAAGGAUUCCAACGCAAAGUGGAUCUACGACGACACCGAGAAAACCAGCAUGGAUUGAAAUGAUGAUGACGAUUUAUUUUCAUACAUCUCUGCCUAUACCGAUGUCAGUGGACCGGAGAUGUUUUUAAGAAUACAUCUCAAUAUGAUGCUUUGUGAAAGGCCUGUGAUUUAAAGCUGUCCAUGCCAAGAGUUUCUGCAGCUGACUUGGAGGAUCUUUGUUAUAGACAAAAGCCACCACACUUUUCAACCAAUCAGAAACACAAUAAAGCAACAAUGAAGAAUAUGAACUGGGUUACGCAACCAUCGCCUGACUGAAUGUGAUUGGUAGUUUGAGCACAUAUACACCUACUGAGCCAUAGUGUGCCUUAAAAAUAGCUUUUGUAUAUUUGAUAAUAAAACUGAUUUGUAUAUAUUAUUUUCUUAAUGCUCUCUAUGUUAAAAAAAUAUGAAUAAAUCAAUAUUGUUCUCCAUU
Xenopus laevis (African clawed frog) is the source of this 1506-nucleotide messenger RNA. It is a transcript of the gene gfi1b.L, whose product is annotated as growth factor independent 1B transcription repressor L homeolog. Gene Ontology annotation, molecular function: DNA-binding transcription factor activity, RNA polymerase II-specific; RNA polymerase II cis-regulatory region sequence-specific DNA binding. Lineage: Eukaryota; Metazoa; Chordata; Amphibia; Anura; Pipidae. Gene Ontology annotation, cellular component: nucleus. The record is from RefSeq and is marked provisional. Gene Ontology annotation, biological process: positive regulation of transcription by RNA polymerase II; regulation of transcription by RNA polymerase II.